AUGCUUCUCUUGACCAAGAAUGCCUUUCUACUCACCACGCUGGACUCAGGAGGUCAUAGGAUUCCUAGAUUACUUUUCGAUUUAAACGAGUUCCCGCCGGAUGAGCCUCCUACCACGCCUCGAUUUUGUCCCUUACAACCGACUCCUCUCUCCGAUUCUUUGAAGGGAGAUUUUGUCGCACAAAGCGACCAAGUCGGACUGCACUGCUUGCCAAUGGCCUCUACGUCAGACACAUUUCGGGUGAAUCAUUAUCCGACCAGUCCCCGCAAGCGGAAGACUGUUGGUGCUAGUAUAGAACACGGACAAACAGAGGCGCCGAUUGACCUGAGGCUGGACCAAAGACAGAAGACUAGGUUAAAAUACCAAAAUAACUGGCCAGUCGAGAAUGCAAGUAAACCGGAAGGCAUCACAGCUACAACCGCGAAAUUGCAACAAAAAGAGAAGGAAACAAUUGAAAACUACAAAAUUACGCAGAAUGAUCCAAAUCAGGACAUCAGGCUCGGCCGGCUCGAAGAGGAUGAAAGAAAACAUGUACUGUUUGAUGUUCAAGACUGGAGUUUUGUCAGGAAAAAUUCAAACAUGCAAAGUGAUGACAGAUCUCAGAGCGCGUCCAAGGAAAACCACACUGAGAAUUUCUUCAAAGCCAUGAGAGAAAUAAAAAGGAAUACCGAGUUAGAACUCUUCAAAGAAGAGCUUGAUCAAACCAGUAAUGAAUACUUCUGGAUUCCCAAAGAGUAUGAACGAACCUUCAUUAGCCGGUUUAGAGCGGAGAGAUCAAAGGUUCCCUAUCCGGACGAGAAAAUCUUAACAACUUCACAAAGAAAAGUACGGACGUUCAACACCAUCUUAGAACUGUCAGACGAAAAACUUAAUCUUGAAGGACGUUUCCCACACCAACGCGAGACUAGAGAAUCCAAUUCCGCCAAGAAUUAA
Messenger RNA from Puccinia triticina, 933 nucleotides. RefSeq lists its product as uncharacterized. The transcript is spliced from 2 exons. The record is from RefSeq and is a predicted model, not a curated record. NCBI's taxonomy places the organism in Eukaryota, Fungi, Basidiomycota, Pucciniomycetes, Pucciniales, Pucciniaceae. The coding region runs from base 1 to 933 and encodes 310 amino acids.